Molecule: messenger RNA, 414 nt
Organism: Auanema sp. JU1783
Lineage: Eukaryota; Metazoa; Nematoda; Chromadorea; Rhabditida; Rhabditidae
Source: the annotation of a GenBank genome assembly
AUGGAUUUCGAGGAAGAGCCACAAGCUAAAGUUGACAAUGAACGCAUUUCCAUAUCAGUAGUUCAGAAUCAAGGAAGAUUUCGACGAGCCAUUCCAUGUAUGCCAAUGCCAUUAGCUGGCUUCUGCUGUCUGUGUAAUGUCUUUGUGCCUGGCUUAGGCACAUUCCUAUCGGCUUUAUCCGUCUUAUGCUGUGCUGAUCGUCGGACAGAAACGAAACUCGGAUCAUUGGGGAUUAACUGUUUAGCAGCAUUCUUACAGCUGUUGACUGCUCCCUUAAUCGUCGGAAUAGUAUGGUCCGUCAUCUGGGGUGUGCUCUUCAUCCAAAUUGCUCAUGAGAAAGAAAGAGAAAAACGAAUAGCUCGUCGACAAGCCAGAGAGUUUGCUGAGUGCAUGGAACAGCCGAGAUCCUUCUGA